AUGAAAGUCAGGAUCAAGUCCUUCCAUCCGGUGGCACACUGGAAAUGGAAUCUUGAGAACUCGAAACCGAUUGAUCCAAACCACGAGCCAGAAACCUUACCGGCGAUAUCGAACACGCCCGGUAGCACCACGACUACCGAUAACUUGAUAGGAGUAGCAGCAAACCCAAUCAUCAACGAUGAGGACGAUGAAGACCUUUGUGGGAUCUGUCGGGUGGCUUUCGAAGUUUGUUGUCCUGAUUGUAAAGUGCCUGGUGAUGAUUGUCCACUCAUUUGGGGCGAGUGUACUCAUAUCUUCCACAUGCACUGUCUACUGAAAUGGAUCGGCCAGGAGUCCAGUAAACAGUCAUGUCCGAUGGAUCGUCGGCCGUGGGUUACUGCUGGUGGGCAUGCUGGGCCUUAG
Messenger RNA from Puccinia triticina, 402 nucleotides. RefSeq lists its product as uncharacterized. The coding region runs from base 1 to 402 and encodes 133 amino acids. The record is from RefSeq and is a predicted model, not a curated record. Gene Ontology annotation, biological process: anaphase-promoting complex-dependent catabolic process; positive regulation of mitotic metaphase/anaphase transition; protein ubiquitination. Gene Ontology annotation, cellular component: nucleus; anaphase-promoting complex. Gene Ontology annotation, molecular function: cullin family protein binding; ubiquitin protein ligase activity; zinc ion binding. Lineage: Eukaryota; Fungi; Basidiomycota; Pucciniomycetes; Pucciniales; Pucciniaceae. The transcript has 3 exons.